AUGCCUCCAAAGCAACGGGGCGACUUUGUUUGUUCGGUGUGCGGCUUCAGAUGCCGCUAUGACUACUUUGGCAAGACUCCACCGUUUGAGCACGAAGCAGUGAGGUGGGUUGAGGACAUCUUCGCUUUGCAGAAUCCGUCUCCAGCAGAAUACGGGUCUGUUCAGAGCAUCUGCUUGGGAGCCCUUUGCAGUGUCUGUGCUUCUCCAGUGUGCGUCGAUGAGAAGUGUUCCCUGUUUUACAAGCUGCGCUUCUGCAAAACAUGUGCCAAGCAGGCUGAUGGCCACUUUCCGGCAGACGUAGCUGAGAGGCUUUCGAAGGAUUUGCGCAAAUUGUUGCAGACGGACUGGUACAUCCCCAGACCACACACCGAAGCGAUGUCGUUGUCCUUCAUCUCCGUGGAGUCGGCUCAUCGCGGUAGCCACUGGCUGGGUACAAGUUGGAUUAUGCUGACGGACAUUGUGGGCACUUCGGUGCUGACGUUUGCAGGAGUUGCCGCGCAGCUGGGAUGGGUGUGGACCAUCACGUUCAUCGUUGCUCUAGCCCCUGUGGCCAUUUACACGGCACUCCUCAUGUCAAGGACGGCGAGUGCUUUAGCCAAGUUACCAGGAGGUGCACGGCCGACAUCCAUGGGCGAGGCCGCCCGGAUGACGUUGGGCGGAGACAAAGCUGCUUCUGCCACGUACUUCGCUGUUUAUGGAUUCGCAUUUCUCGGCCAGAGUUCUUACAUUCUGGUCCUGGGGCAGUGCCUGCAGGGGGUGUUCUUCCAAAGCCAGCUGUGCCUUCCAACGGCUACUGCUCUCUCCUGCCUCAUGUGCCUUCCCAUAGGAGUGUCUGUGAGGCACCUUUCCGAUUCGGUCGCCCUUUGUUUCCUCAAUCUAUUCCUCAUCGUCGCAGUCCUUGCCAUUGUCAUGGCGAAGAUGUACUUGGACGGGCGACCAUCCGAUGUGAACACCUAUGCUUUCGCAAAAGAUCUUACGUUCUGGACCGUAUUCGGUGCAGCCUCCAAUGUGGUCUACUCUUACGCAGGCCACUGGCUUUACUUCGAGCUGAUGGCAGACAUGCAGACGCCGGAUGACUUUCCCAGGGUCUUUCUCAUCAAUGCGCCGCUCCAGGUGUUCCUCUAUUUGUUGGUGGCAUUCUGGGGAUAUCACUUCGCUGGUGACAAGGCCGAAGGUUACUUCCUGGACAAUCUGCCCGAUGGAGAACCCUACCGUUGGGCAUCCAUUCUGCUCUUCGCGCAUGUGGCCAUUGCAUUUCUGGUAAAGAAUGUCGUUAUCUGUCGUGCCCUUCAUGAGCGUCUUGCUCCCAGCAGGGUAGACACCGGCUUUCGGGAGCCAGGAGGUGUCCGAGCACAGGCAGAGUUUAGUGCCAUUGUGGUAUUCAUUUUCACAACCGGCUGUUUGAUCGCAAACUCCAUACCGUUUUUCUCCGACAUGUUGGCCUUGAUAGGGAGCUUGCUCAGUGGACCGAUCUCCUUUCUCUUGCCGAUUGCUUUCUGGAUUGGGGCGAGACGGGCUCUGGCCGGCGCGGAGCAGACGUCAGUCAGAUCAGGUACGUGCCAAAUGAGCGAGAUGAAUGGAGAAGAAACGCAGCGGCGCACAACUCCAGUCUCAAACGGGCAGGGGACCAGCAGGCAGGAGCCAUCAUCCCGAUUGGAGAUCCAACAAUCGGCACCAAGGAGUCCUUCGAUGCCCCGCGGUAUUUUCGUGUUGGGCUGGAGUGACAUCGUUCCGUGCGCAGCCAUCGUGGCCUUCAUUCUCAUCACCAUGGGGCUGGGCACCAGCCACACCAUUAACGAAAUCUUCGAGAAUAUCCGCAAGUACGGACGCCCCUUCGACUGUCAAGCACGACAUGCACGCGGUGCCGAUUUGUCGCAGAGUGUGCUGAACGGGUUCUUUCUGCUGGACUAG
This is a messenger RNA of Symbiodinium sp. CCMP2592, 1911 nucleotides long. The record is from the annotation of a GenBank genome assembly. Lineage: Eukaryota; Dinophyceae; Suessiales; Symbiodiniaceae.